CCACCUCCCUUGUUAUUUACGCGUCACUUUCUUGCUUAACAACUCCUCCAAUUCUGUUGUGAAAAGCCCUAGAUCUUUCUCUGUACGGGCUAUGGAAGUGAUUUCAGAGACCGCAGAGGAGAGGAUCAACUUAUCUGGAGAUAUGGACCCGUCUCCCUCCCGAUUAUCCUCUGAUUUAGCUGCUGAAUCACCUUCUUCCGCCAAUAUUCCAAGCACCACCGACUCACCUGAUCGCGACGAUCAGUUUAGUUUUUCGCCAAACCCUAAUAAAGACUCUGAAACUCAGUCUUCAGUUUCAUUGAAAAGUGAAGAGUAUCGACAAUUGUUUCGUCUUCCACCUGACGAAGUUCUUGUUCAAGAUUUCAAUUGUGCAUACCAAGAGAGCAUUCUUCUUCAGGGGCAUAUGUACCUGUUUGACCAUUAUAUUUGCUUUUAUUCCAACAUAUUUGGAUUUGAGACAAAGAAAAUUGUCCCAUUCCACGAAAUUACAAUUGUAAGACGAGCAAAGACAGCUGGGAUCUUUCCUAAUGCCAUAGAAAUUUUUGCCGGGGGGAGAAAGUACUUCUUUGCAUCAUUUUUGUCACGGGAUGAAGCUUUCAAGCUCAUUAAUGAUGGAUGGUUACAGCAUGGUAAUGGUUCACAAGCAAAUUCUGAACAGCAGGAUCUAUCAUCUGAGACUAGUAGCCCAGAGAAUGGACCUCUUGUAAUUGAGAAAGUCAAUGGCUCUAAUAAUCAUAGUGAUAAGCAGAAUUCUAUCAGAAGGGAUGAGGAUGUUUUAGAUGAUUCCAAGCGAACAUCUAAUGUUGAAAAUGAUCUGUCAACAAUACCAUUGGAAAUACAAGAUGACAAUGUGGAACAAGAUGCUGAACCAAUUGUAAAUGUUGACUCUUCAUCUUCAGCAAAGACCGUGUCUUGGAAGAUAGAGGACUAUGCAGCGCCUAAGAUUCCAGAAUGUUUUGCCAAGGUUGCUGAAACCAAGUUUCCGAUGAAGGUAGAGGAGUUCUUUUAUUUGUUUUUUUCGGAUGAUGCUUUUAACUUUGCUGAAUCUUUUCAUAGAAAAUGUGGAGAUAAAGAAUUUCGGUGCUCAUCAUGGAAACCACAUGAUGAAUUUGGGCAUGCCCGUGAUGUUUCAUUUCAACAUCCAAUAAAAAUAUAUUUUGGUGCUAAAUUGGGCAGCUGCCAGGAGAUUCAGAAAUUUCGAGUUUACAAAAACAGUCACUUGGUUAUUGAGUCAUCACAAGAAAUCAAUGACGUACCUUAUGGAGAUUAUUUUCGUGUAGAGGCGCUUUGGGAUGUAGAAAGAUAUGACAAUGAAUCAAAAGAAGGCUGCAUUUUGCGGGUUUAUAUAAAUGUCGCAUUUUCGAAGAAAACUGUUUGGAAAGGAAAAAUAGUGCAGUCUACACUGGAAGAAUGUCGAGAAGCUUAUGAAAUAUGGAUAGGCAUGGCACAUGACUUGUUGAAGCAGAAGAACAUUGAAAAACAGGAAGAGGUUGGUCCUACUGCUAGCAGCGUUCAGAAUGUUGAUGUCUAUACUGACAGGGAAGUCAAGACUGGGGAAUCCUCAGAAAGGUUAAGCAAUAUAGAUGACCAACUACGGACAGUACCCAGGUCAUGUUCCUUAGAUGCUAACCAACAAGUUGGCAAUCUCUUGGAAGGAAACUUGAUUAGCGCUACUAACAUUACAUCUUUGUUAAGAGAAUCAAUGAAGAAAUUCUGUUCAUAUCUGAAAAGCCAAAACCGUGUUUCAUUGAUCUUAGUCAUUGCUUUUGCUGUGAUAAUCCUGAUGCAGGUGAGCAUACUAGUGCUAUUAAAUAGACCCCAACACAUUCACGUGGUAUCUCCAUUGGAUUAUAUGGGUGGUGGGAUAGGAGAAAGAUCAGCUGAAACCACGGCUUGGUUGGAAAAAAGAAUGCAUUAUGUUAAGGACGAGAUGCUCAUGCUUGAGGUUCGGCUGGACAGGAUGCGGCGUGAAUAUGCAUUGUUGAAAGCUCAAUUUAAAGACCUCGAGCAUCUUCGUAGUAGUCAAUGACUGUUUU
This is a messenger RNA of Pistacia vera, 2036 nucleotides long. Its product is annotated as protein VASCULAR ASSOCIATED DEATH 1, chloroplastic. Gene Ontology annotation, biological process: negative regulation of programmed cell death. The coding region runs from base 92 to 2029 and encodes 645 amino acids. The transcript has 18 exons. NCBI's taxonomy places the organism in Eukaryota, Viridiplantae, Streptophyta, Magnoliopsida, Sapindales, Anacardiaceae. The record is from RefSeq and is a predicted model, not a curated record.